AUGUCUGGACGUGGUAAAGGAGGAAAAGGAUUGGGAAAAGGAGGCGCCAAGCGUCACAGGAAGGUGUUGAGAGAUAACAUCCAGGGUAUCACCAAGCCCGCUAUCCGUCGUCUUGCCCGUCGAGGUGGUGUCAAACGUAUCUCUGGCCUGAUCUACGAAGAGACCCGUGGUGUAUUGAAGGUAUUUCUGGAGAAUGUCAUCCGUGAUGCCGUCACCUACACCGAGCAUGCCAAGAGGAAGACUGUCACCGCUAUGGAUGUCGUCUAUGCCCUGAAGAGACAAGGCAGAACUCUGUACGGAUUUGGAGGUUAA
Octopus sinensis (East Asian common octopus) is the source of this 312-nucleotide messenger RNA. Its product is annotated as histone H4. Gene Ontology annotation, biological process: nucleosome assembly. The transcript has a single exon. Gene Ontology annotation, molecular function: DNA binding; structural constituent of chromatin; protein heterodimerization activity. Gene Ontology annotation, cellular component: nucleosome. The record is from RefSeq and is a predicted model, not a curated record. NCBI's taxonomy places the organism in Eukaryota, Metazoa, Mollusca, Cephalopoda, Octopoda, Octopodidae. The coding region runs from base 1 to 312 and encodes 103 amino acids.